CCUGCCUGGCCGAGGGCAGGUGGAAAGUCUGCAACUCCGGGCGGGCUCCCCACAGCUGCCCAUGCGAUUCUGUCCGUAAAGAUGUUUUUCCUCCUGAGUUAUUACCUAUACUUCUGCAGUUCUAGGAUGCACUGUGCUGCUGGAUAUCUUUCCAUUCCCAUGGGACCUAAAACAGAUGGUUUUGCCCCAUCCUCAUGAGAUCACUGCAAGUUCCAUAAUGCUUUUUCUGAACAUUGCUGCUGUGUUUAUAUCUUCUGUUCUGAGAAUCGCUUUCAUGUGAGCAUCUCUUGGUUUCCUAUUCCCAGAUGUUUAUGCAUCCUGCUGGGAGAAGGGGCACAUGCACACUACACUUCAGGGACUGGAUUUCUGUGUGUGGGAUUUGGAUCAUGGAGGUAGUGGCAUGUAAAUUGCCUUGUUGUUUGCUUACCUCCUGUACAGGUCUAGGGCGGAGAGUCUGGUGCGGUCUCUUUCCCUCCUCAUGGUAGAUGCAUCACUAGGGACCAUUCAGUGCUUAGGGGAAAUAAUCUCAGAGUUUGUGCAGAAAGAUGAAAUAAAGCCAUCUGUGGUCAACCUGCUCUGGGAGCAGUUCACUGAGAAAUCACAGUGUUCAGCACUGGAGCGCUGUGCUGCUGUCAUGCUGCUGGGGAUGAUGACACGGGGAAAGCCAGAGAUUGUGGGCAGUAACCUCGAUGUUCUGGUGAUGACUGGUCUAGAUGAGAAGGUAAUUGAAGACUAUCGCCUCGCUCAAGAAGUGUGCAGUGCCAUCUCCAAACUUGCCAGCAGCAACAAG
Molecule: messenger RNA, 790 nt
Organism: Chelonoidis abingdonii (Abingdon island giant tortoise)
Lineage: Eukaryota; Metazoa; Chordata; Testudines; Testudinidae
Source: RefSeq, a predicted model, not a curated record